UGGUUUUUAUAUAUAUAUGCGUUGACAUGGCCAUGGCCAUGGCAUGUUGAGAUCUACUGCACGUCACACACUUGCCGCCCUUCAUGGUUUGACUCGCUUGAGUUUCCAGCGAUGCCUUGCCACAACGCUAGAGCAGUGGCAGAGGCGAUGCGAUCGAUUAGCUUGCCUCUUGAGAAGGAUUAAGUUCCCGAAGCUGAGCGAGUUUGAGGCAGGUGGCGAGACAUACGCGCUGCCCCUGCGAUCAGUGGCUCCGCCACGCGACUUGCCAACCCAAGCAGAACUUGAAUAUUUGGUUGGCUUUUUUGAUGGCGACGGGUGCGUGUCAAUGCGCCGUGCAACUGGACAGGUGGCCCUUGAGGUGUCUCAGGCGGAAGGUUCUGCUCAGAUUCUGAUUCGGUUUCGGGAAGCCCUUGGUGGUGGCAUUUAUCAGCAGGGUAGCAGGACUGGGGCGCGGCAAGCAACUUUAAAAUGGAAAGCCGGGGGCGAUGCUGCGAGGCAAGCCGCACAGCUGAUGUGCCGUAUUCCUGGCAUGAAGAGAAGGCAGUUGGAAAUUGCAGCUCAAGGUCCAAUUCGACCAUCCCUAAAAGAUGAAAGAGUAGACGAAUUGAUGGCACUAAGAAGCAGCAAUCAGAGACCAGAAGUUCUAAGGUGCUCCUGGCAGUAUUUAGCCGGCUUCUUUGAUGCUGAAGGUAGCAUUAGCGUGAGUCAUUCCAAGACAUCGCUGCAGUUGCACUUGGUACAGAGGAACCCUUGUGUAUUGGAAGAUAUUUUGACAUUUCUUUGCCAAAACAAACUUGAUCGCUGGCGACUGUACAAUCAUAACUAUUGCUUCGUGUUGUGCUGUGGACAUUUAGCAACCAGCAAGCAGAGUUUGGAGCACUUGCUGGAUGCUGGACUACAGGUCAAGCUAAAGCAAGCAGAACUGGCUCUUGCGCUAACUGCAGAAAACCAUAGGGAGGUCCGAAACGCCGUGUUUGAGCUUAAUGGCUUGCAGAACAGGUACCAACGCCUUGAUGAAGAUGGCAUCGAACGCUCCAAGCAAAUUAAAAGAAUGUACGACAAGUUGUACAGGACCAGCUGUCAACAGAAAGCUGAGCUGCUGCAGAGUAAACUGCAGGAGCUUCAACAAGAACAUGUCUUUCUAAAGCUGCAGUCCAAGUGCAAUGCGUUGCGCAGGGACAUCCGACAGUCGCUCAAAGACGGCGGUUUCAUUCAGCACUCUUAAACUGCCCGCAUCAGCAUACCUGGUAAGCGCUGUCCAUUUGCUUUGACGCCUGGUGGUUGGGUUAAGCUGCGCAAGACAGAUUUGCAGAGAAAGGUUAUGACCCAUUUUGACAAACAGUG
Molecule: messenger RNA, 1344 nt
Organism: Durusdinium trenchii
Lineage: Eukaryota; Dinophyceae; Suessiales; Symbiodiniaceae
Source: the annotation of a GenBank genome assembly